CAUGCCACCAUAUAUUCCAGGCUUUCAGUUCACAGCGCGACAGCACAGGCCCCCUAAUGACUACGGCAUGAAGACGAUGCGGCUCCGGGUAUCGGAUGUGCUGCGUGUCGGGGACGGAUGGGCCGCGCAGUUGAUACUGGUUCAAGAGAUCAAGACCACAGGCUUUGAGGUUGAAAUGGGUCCGAAGCUUCUCGCUAAGCUGUUUGAUGCAAAAUACCUUCAGCCUCCGUUUCAGCGCAUUGACUACGCGAGGAAGCAGUAUAAGCGGGAAUGUGCAGCAUAUCGUCAUCUCAGGCUCAAUCACCUGCAAGAGUAUAUCCCCGAAUUCUUUGGCUCAUGGUCAACCAGGAUUGUAGACUCUCGUGGUCAAGAGCGAUCAGUCAGGAUGAUUCUGACCGAGUACAUUCGCGGCCACGAUAUGGAGCAUCUGCGGCCCUCGGAUUUCACGACGAGAGAACGGAAGGAGAUUAUGCGUCAGGCACUGGCAGCUGAAACCAAGUUCUAUGCGUGUAAUUUUCGACAUCAGGACUUUUUCCCGCGUAAUGUCAUGGUAACUCCAGCGCUCGAGAUUGUGAUUAUUGACUUCGGGUUGGCCUCUACUCAUCGGUCUCCCAGCGAUGUCUAUAGCUCACGUGACACUGAUCUGCUCGAAGGAAGGUACAUCAGCCCUAUAUUGCGCUGGUGGCGGAGCGACGACCAGAUCAAACGUGACCCGUGGAUGGUGUCGGGCUGGAUAACAUGGGACUGGAACCAGUGGCUGGUGGAUACUUGGAGAAGCGAUAUCCCUGAUAUCACUGCUGACAUGCUCAAGUGGGUCGUUCCUUCAGAACGAAAUCGGUCCUUCUUUCAACGAUUGUUCCGAGACGAUAGAAGGGAGCCCAGGUCGGUGCCUCCUUCCAGCCACACUCAAACGAUCGUUCGACAGUCGUUCCGGUACGACACGGUUGAGCUCGAGUGGCUUCAUGACCCAGGACGCUGUUCUCGCUGUUCUUGCUGUGAUGGACGUCAUUGA
Molecule: messenger RNA, 1012 nt
Organism: Aspergillus saccharolyticus JOP 1030-1
Lineage: Eukaryota; Fungi; Ascomycota; Eurotiomycetes; Eurotiales; Aspergillaceae
Exons: 1
Biological process (GO): protein phosphorylation
Molecular function (GO): ATP binding; protein kinase activity
Source: RefSeq, a predicted model, not a curated record